Thamnophis elegans (Western terrestrial garter snake) is the source of this 969-nucleotide messenger RNA. RefSeq names its product olfactory receptor 2AP1-like. The transcript has a single exon. Gene Ontology annotation, molecular function: G protein-coupled receptor activity; olfactory receptor activity. Gene Ontology annotation, biological process: G protein-coupled receptor signaling pathway. The record is from RefSeq and is a predicted model, not a curated record. Bases 1 to 969 code for a protein of 322 amino acids. Gene Ontology annotation, cellular component: membrane. NCBI's taxonomy places the organism in Eukaryota, Metazoa, Chordata, Lepidosauria, Squamata, Natricidae.
AUGUGUGGCAUACAACAAGAAAAUCAAACAACCAUUACACAUUUCCUCUUGCUGGGAUUUGAUGAUCUCCAAGAUUUGCAACUAUUCCUCUUCUUACUUUUUCUCAUGAUCUACAUUGUGACCAUGAUGGGGAACAUUCUCAUCAUUACUCUUGUUGCUUCAGACCAUCACCUUCACACCCCAAUGUAUUUCUUUGUGGGGAAUUUAUCCUGCUUAGAGACUUGCUAUAGCUCAACCAUUCUACCAAGGAUGCUAGUCAGCCUUUUAACUGGGGAUGGGCUUAUUUCUGUUAAAGGAUGCAUUGUGCAAUUCUGGUUCUUUGGAUUUCUAGCAGCAACAGAAUGUUAUCUGCUGGCAGUGAUGUCUUAUGAUCGCUACCUUGCAGUAUGCAAGCCACUUCAUUACAUAUCUCUUAUGGAUACUCAUUGCUGCAUUCAGUUAGUGUUAGUAUCAUGGCUCAGUGGCAUGGUUAUGGUCACCACAAUUACAUUAAAAAUGUCACAGUUAAAUUUCUGUGCUCCGAGUGAAAUGAACCAUUUCUUUUGUGACUUCAUGCCAUUGAUGCAACACAUUUGUUGUGGUUCUCAUCUAUUCCUUUUGUCCAGCUUUGUAACUACUUCUGUGGCAACCUUUCCUCCAUUCUUGCUCACCCUGGCUUCAUACAUGUGCAUCAUCACCACCAUUCUGAGAAUCCCUUCUGCUGUAGGAAGAAAGAAAGCCUUCUCCACUUGCUCAACUCACCUUAUAGUUGUUACAAUAUUUUAUGGAACAUUAAUAGUUGUAUAUUUGCAUCCCAAUACUGUAGCUCUCAACAAAAUGAGCAAAUUUUUCUCCCUCUUUUACACAGUCUUUACACCUCUUUUUAAUCCUCUGAUAUACAGCCUGAGAAAUAAGGAAGUGAGCAAAUCCCUCAAAAGAGCUGUCAGGAAAUAUGUAGUAUUUAAAAAACUAGCAGUGAUUUCUAUUUAA